Messenger RNA from Aegilops tauschii subsp. strangulata, 1321 nucleotides. Its product is annotated as ubiquinol oxidase 4, chloroplastic/chromoplastic. NCBI's taxonomy places the organism in Eukaryota, Viridiplantae, Streptophyta, Magnoliopsida, Poales, Poaceae. Gene Ontology annotation, cellular component: thylakoid; mitochondrion. Gene Ontology annotation, biological process: carotenoid biosynthetic process; alternative respiration. Gene Ontology annotation, molecular function: alternative oxidase activity. The record is from RefSeq and is a predicted model, not a curated record.
CUCCGGGCCGCGCUCGCCCGCAGCCCCGCCGCCGCCUCCGCGCGCGCCCCGACCGCCUUCCUCCCGCUCCCUCCUCGUGCCCGCCGCCUCAAUCCGGCCGUCCUCGCCUCCGGGAGGGGGAGGCGGAUCCGCGCGGAGGCGACGGCGAGGACGCGGCAGGAGAAGGAGCAGCAGGAAGCCGAGGUGUCCGCCGUCGAGGACUCCUUCGCCGUCAGGGAGGCGGCCGCCGCUCCUCCUCCGGAGGAGGAAGGGGGAUUCGACGAAGAGCUGACCCUCGCAGGCGAGGACGGCGACUGGGUCGUCAGGUUCGAGCAGUCCUUCAACGUAUUCCUCACGGAUACUGUCAUCUUUAUACUGGAUAUUCUGUACCGCGACCGCGACUACGCCAGGUUCUUCGUGCUCGAGACCAUCGCCAGGGUGCCGUAUUUCGCGUUUAUAUCGGUGCUUCACUUGUAUGAGACCUUUGGGUGGUCGAGAAGAGCUGACAACAUCAAAGUGCACUUUGCUGAAAGCAUGAAUGAGUUCCAUCACCUCUUAAUCAUGGAAGCAUUGGGUGGCAACUCUGUAUGGCUUGAUCGCUUUCUUGCGCGGUUUAGUGCCUUUUUUUACUACUUUGUCACUGUUGGCAUGUACAUGCUGAGCCCAAGAAUGGCAUACCACUUUUCUGAAUGUGUUGAGAGGCAUGCAUACUCAACUUAUGACAAGUUCCUGAAGCUCAAUGGAGAGGAGUUGAAAAAACUACCAGCUCCAGAGGUGGCUGUAAACUAUUACAUGAAUGAGGAUCUCUACAUGUUUGAUGAGUUUCAAACGUCAAGAGCUCCAAAUUCUAGGAGGCCUAAAGUUGAUAACUUGUAUGAUGUAUUCGUGAAUGUACGGGACGAUGAGGCGGAGCAUUGCAAGACAAUGAAGGCCUGUCAAACGCAUGAAACCCUCCGUUCUCCUCAUGCCGUGCAGAGCUCAAUAGAAGCUGAUGCAGAAUGAUUCUGUCAAGAAGUCCCUUGGAAAUGAAGACUGACCGGUUGUACGUACCUCCGUGCUAGAGCAUCGUAGAGUAUCAUACUAAAUUUUGGUGAUAUAUUGUAUUCCAUCCUUUUUCUCCCUUCUCUUCGUAUGUAGACAUUAGCCAGACUUUCGUACUUGUGAAUCUUACAUAGAGAAUAUAGGUUUAUAAAUGCAUCACAGAUUUACAACGAGAGAUGUGCACCGUUGGUCAGGCAUUACCGCGGGCCAUGAACGGUGUAAUCCAGCUGUGUUGUGGUCUGUGUAACAUCAAGGGUUUUGAUGCUUGUUGAAGGAAAAGUCUUGAUGUUUUGCUGAUUCA